This is a messenger RNA of Monopterus albus (swamp eel), 1005 nucleotides long. It is a transcript of the gene dynll2b, whose product is annotated as dynein, light chain, LC8-type 2b. Lineage: Eukaryota; Metazoa; Chordata; Actinopteri; Synbranchiformes; Synbranchidae. Gene Ontology annotation, molecular function: dynein intermediate chain binding. Gene Ontology annotation, cellular component: cytoplasmic dynein complex. The coding region runs from base 117 to 386 and encodes 89 amino acids. Gene Ontology annotation, biological process: microtubule-based process. The record is from RefSeq and is a predicted model, not a curated record. The transcript has 3 exons.
GAGGGCGGAGAAGCGACGCACGCUUUCUUGCAUAAAUGAAAGAAAAAUUUGGCCCAGUGGUUUGUAACGCAAACGCCUGAACGUUAAACGCAGAGAAGAGACGGCAAAAGGCCAAUAUGUCAGACAAAAAGGCAGUGAUAAAGAAUGCAGACAUGUCUGAUGAAAUGCAACAGGAUGCAGUGGAUUCUGCCAUGCAGGCAAUGGAAAAGUACAACAUUGAGAAGGACAUCGCAGCCUAUGUCAAGAAGGAGUUUGACAAGAAGUACAAUCCCACAUGGCAUUGUAUUGUUGGGAGGAACUUUGGCAGCUAUGUGACGCACGAGACAAAGCAUUUCAUCUACUUCUACCUGGGUCAAGUGGCCAUUCUGCUGUUCAAGUCAGGCUGAGGUCUGAACAUACCCCCCCCCAAAAAAACGACUUUUAAUUCAGCCUCCAAUACAUCUGUGCUACGCUGUACAUUUGCUACUACUUUUCUGCAGACAUGUCUACCUCCUGGUUUCCUGCUACAGCACUACCACCAUCAGUGGAUGGCGUAUUAGUCUUGCCUGGAUGGGUAAUUAAUUUUUUCCCCCUACAUAAAAAAAAAGCCUCCAAUACUAAUCAUGCCAGCACGAGGUCAGCAUUUGCACAUUUGACAGCACAACAAAUUUUCCUUUUUUUUUUUUCCCCCCCCUGUUGAUGCAUAGUCCUUGUACAUUAUUUCUUGUGGCUGCUGUAUAAUUUUUCAUUGAACUAAAAAAAAAUGGACAGUUUUUGUUGAAAUGCCUUUAAUUUUCAGUGUUGACAGAGAAUAAAAAUGCCAAAACUAUUGCUCACACUAAAUAUGAGAAUUAUAUGCCGAGAGGUUCAGGGUUUUGUACAUGCGUGCACUUUCCUGUUUCCACCCAGUUGUAAGUGUUCAGUGUUUCUGCUGUAUGUUUCUGGAAUGUAAUUUAUUGUGCUUUCUGGUGUCUUUGACAUGUUCAGCACAGUAAAACUAUGAAACAAUAAAUUGGUUCAAAUGUG